AUGGACGACACAGACAUGACAGAUGUCGCCUACGACAUUGAAAUUGAUGUUGGACCAAACGUUGAGCCCGUAGCGCAACAACAGCCACAACAAGUUGCUCAGAACAACAUAGCAGAGCCCGAAGGCAGCAUACCUGCAGCUUAUCUGGAAGAUAUUGUGAUUCACGAGCCAUGGCCCGAGUCGAUAAACCUCCAAGGUGUAAGCGACUUCGACCCCAACGACCCAUUGUACUGGGCCAUGGAGCAUUGCCAGUCAGAACCACGCGUCAAGCAACUGCGCUGGGUCAACGACAACUCGGUCAACCUUGAAUACUACACAAAGGAAGAUGCUGCGCUGGCCUUGAACUUGCUCACGCAUCCCGAUACCGGUGAUACCAGCAACCUUUCUCUGCAAGCGCCUCGCAAGGCAAAGCCAUACUCGAAGAAGCCAAACAGCGUUCUUUCCGUCAGACAGUCCAAUGCUGGAGAUCAGAAGCCAAGGGGUGCGGCAACGAGAAGCAACUAUUAUCAGCGCAACCCAGAUGUUGCAGGAAAUCGUCAGAGGGAGCCGCGACGAAGGCAACCCCCUAAGAAGGACUUUUUAGACUAUGGAGACGAAGAGAUGGGGUCCCGCGAGCGCAGCCGGAGGAGAGACAGUGGAGAUGAGUCUAUGGGAGACUCGGGCGUUGACCGAAGGGGCCCGCGGAGAAAUGGACGAGACACCCGCAAUGAGCGUGAUAAUCGCGGUCGAGGUAGAGGAGACCGCCAAUCUGCUGGCAGGUUCCGAAGCGACAACCAAGGCAAAGACGUCGACUCUUACAGGCCAGGUUCGAGAAGUCCAAAAGAACCACGCUUUGGCCGUCUACGAGGGCGCAGCGCCUCCCCCGCCUCAGACGAAGAAGGCGACGGUCGAUUUGGAUUCGCAGAGGACGCAACGCACGCAGGCCGCAGCCGGUACCGUAGCCGCAGCCCUGGUCACAACAACCGACGUCGGCGUGAAGCUAGCGCUGACCGAUGGACACAUGACCGCGCAAACUAUGAUCGUGCUGGAGGAACUACAAGCGGGGGUCGAUGGCAAAAGGACGCCUUCUUCGUGGACACUUCGCCCAUGGGCAAUCACCACCGGUCGAAUGCAAUUGACGUGAAGCGAGGAAGUGGCGCAUCGCUGCUCUCACGCAUGACAAAGGAUGGCCAACCUGUAGCCCCACAGCACAAGCGCUCUCUCGCUGAUAGAAUCACGCGCGACGAUGAUGACGACUCGGAAGGGGGAUAUGGACGACUGAAGAACGAUUACCGUGACCCUAACGUCACCGACUUCUCUGAGCCAGCCCGGCCUCGUCGCGGUCUCGCAGAUCGCAUAUCUCGCGAUACUGAUAUGAGUAUCCGCGGACAGGGACGAUCGCACAGCCAAGAAGGCAUCAACAUUCGUGGUUCCGCUGAGCGUUCCGCAGGUGGAAUUAAUAUACGGGGUGUAGCCAGUGGUGCUUAG
Bipolaris oryzae ATCC 44560 is the source of this 1467-nucleotide messenger RNA. RefSeq lists its product as uncharacterized. Gene Ontology annotation, molecular function: RNA 7-methylguanosine cap binding; mRNA binding. The transcript is spliced from 3 exons. The coding region runs from base 1 to 1467 and encodes 488 amino acids. NCBI's taxonomy places the organism in Eukaryota, Fungi, Ascomycota, Dothideomycetes, Pleosporales, Pleosporaceae. The record is from RefSeq and is a predicted model, not a curated record.